AUGCGCGCCCUCUAUAGGCCGCCUGCAGCUCUGCAUCCUCACAGUUUUACUUUUUCAAAACCGAAACCAGGAAUCACCUUUUUUUCCCCCACGGGACACACACAGGAAAAGCCGCUAACUUAACACUUACUUGUUCCUAAAAUGGCGGAGGCCAGUAUUUCAGUGGCUCAGGACCAGUUUAGCUGUCCAGUUUGCCUGGAUCUCCUGAAGGAUCCAGUGACCAUUCCCUGUGGCCACAGUUACUGUAUGCGCUGUAUCACAGACUGCUGGAACCAGGAGGAUCUGACGGGUGUUUACAGCUGCCCUCAGUGCAGACAGACCUUCACACCAAGACCUGCUCUAUCCAAAAAUGUGGUGUUUGCUGACAUGCUGGAGAAGCUGAAGCAGACUGAGGUGUCUGCUCAGUGCUUUGCUGGACCUGGUGAUGUCGAGUGCGACGUUUGCACUGGAAGAAAAAGGAAAGCUAUGAAGUCCUGUUUAGUGUGUCUCAGCUCUUACUGUCCGGGUCACCUCCAACAACAUGAGACUUUUUUUAAAGGGAAGAAGCAGCACAAGUUGAUGGAUGCCACUAGACGACUACAGGAGGCCAUGUGCCGUAAACAUGAUAAACAUUUGGACAUCUACUGUCGAACUGACCAGCAGUGCAUUUGUUAUUUGUGUGUGAUUGAGAAGCAUAAAAACCAUGACACAGUAACAGCCGCAGAGGAGAGGACGGAGAAACAGGAACAGCUGAGUAAGAAACAGAAAGACUUACUAAGGAGAAUCCAGCAAAAAGUCCAAGAGAUUCAGAAGCUGAGAGAGACUAUCGAGUCACACAAGCUCUCAGCACAGACAGCGGUGGAGGACAGUGGCAAGAUCUUCACUGAGCUGAUCCUCUACAUUGAGAGAAGACGCUCAGAGUUCACACAGCUGAUCAGAGGUCAGGAAAAGGCUGCCGUGAGUCGAGCUGAAGGACUGCUGAAGCGUCUGGAGCAGGAGGUUGAUGAAAUGAAAAGGAGAGACUCUGAGAUGAAGCAGCUUUUACAAACAGACGAUCACAUAUACUUCCUGCAGAGUUUCCGAUGUUUGUCUGCUUCUCCUGAAGCUACAGAUGUACCCAACACUCUCUGCUCUGCUUUCACUUUUGAGGAUGUGACAAAAUCUUUGUCUCUGCUGAAAGAGAAACUCAAGGAUUCCUGCGACCAGGAGAUGGAAAUGGUGUCUGGUGAAGUGACAUACAUCCAGAUCAUUCCCACCCCAGACCCCAAGACCAGAGAGGACUUCUUACAGUAUUCCCGCCAGCUCACUCUGGAUCCAAACACAGCGAACAAACGCCUUCGCCUGUCUGAAGGAAACAAACAGGCCUUCGACAGCGGCUCAGUCCAGCCGUAUCCCGAUCAUCCAGACAGAUUUGAUCAGCACCUUCAGCUGCUGAGCAGAGAGAGUGUGUGCGGACGCUGCUACUGGGAGCUGGACUGGAGCGGCAGUGGCGGACUCGCCGUUUCAGUGGCGUACAAGAGCAUCAGGAGGAAGGGAGAAGGUGAUGAGUGCGUGUUUGGGUUCAAUCGCCAGUCCUGGAGCUUGUUCUACCGUCUCUCCGGGUCCUUAUUUUUUCACGAUAAGAAACAGAUUAAACUUCACGCACCUCUCAGCUGCUGUAGAUUAGGAGUGUAUGUGGAUCACAGAGCAGGAACUCUGUCUUUCUACAGCGUGUCUGACACAUCAAUGAGCCUCAUCCACACCGAACAGACCACAUUCACUCAGCCGCUCUAUCCUGGGUUUUUACUUGCUUUCGGAUCGACUAUAAAGCUGCUGUGAAAAGAAGAGUACAAAAUAAUACACUUUUAAAUCUGAUAUGUCAGACAUACUUAAAAACAGUCCAGCCAAACUGAAGAAAAAGACAUCAUAGGAAAUACUUCCUUACUCGUUUUAAAUCGCUUGAAUAUUUUUGAAAAAUAAUUGUAAAACAUUUAUUGGAGGGUCGAUUAUUUUGCCUUAGAUGUACAUGUUUGGGAUGAGCAAAAUGUAUUUCUUUUUUUUUUCUACAAAGAUCAAAUAAAAUUUCUUCAAAACUGU
This is a messenger RNA of Danio rerio (zebrafish), 2055 nucleotides long. RefSeq names its product finTRIM family, member 64 (gene ftr64). Gene Ontology annotation, cellular component: cytoplasm. Gene Ontology annotation, biological process: antiviral innate immune response. The record is from RefSeq and is marked validated. Gene Ontology annotation, molecular function: zinc ion binding. Lineage: Eukaryota; Metazoa; Chordata; Actinopteri; Cypriniformes; Danionidae.